CCACCUCCCUGGCUGCUUCCCGGAGCCAGUUUUGUUAGUGCUAAGUUCGCGUGGGUCCUGACCGGGGUGGCGACGGUGGAGGCCGGCGGGAGGCUGCCCACAGCGCCACGCGCAGGAGCUACAUGAUGUGGGAAGUAAAACCACUUGUUUUCAUGCUUGGGAUGGGAGCAGAGAGGCAGGUGGCUCUGAAGUUUCUGGUGUGGUAUUGAUAGCCAACUAGCUGUGCCACCGUGUUAUGAUGCCAUCUCGUACCAAUCUGGCGGCUGGGAUCCCCAGUAGUAAAGUAAAAUAUUCAAGGCUUUCCAGCACAGAUGAUGGCUACAUUGACCUUCAGUUUAAGAAAAGCCCUCCUAAGAUCCCUUAUAAGGCCAUUGCACUUGCCACUGUGCUGUUUUUGAUUGGCACCUUUCUCAUAAUCAUAGGCUCUCUCCUGCUAUCGGGCUACAUCAGCAAAGGGGAUUUUACCAUUUGCGCAUCGCCUACUAUGCAUCCAAAGGCUACCGGGGUUACUCCUAUGAUGACAUUCCAGACUUUGAUGACUAGCAGUCACCUCAGCCUUGAGAAGAGACACAGUGCACCAACUUUAAGACAUCAAGCAGGAACUAUGGCUAAGUCUGAGGAAAUCUACAGUUUGCAGAUGUUUAGCAAAACAAUGGCCGGAUUGUAUGAAUGCUUUUCCAAAAUGCUCAUGCUUUAUAAUUAGCUAAUUAGGACAUGUUAUGUUUUCGUCUGCUGGCCCUGGCAAAGCUUGACAAGUUUUUCCACAUGCGUAUGCAUCAUGUAAGAGCUGUGAGGCUAAUUGUCUGGGAAAGCAGGCUAUUCUAUAGUGGAAAGUGUUACCCUCUUUUGGGGUGAGCCUUCCUUUUGCCUUCAUCGUCUGCUUGUUUUUGUAGCAUAUGAAAAAUGUAUUAUGUCUAGUUUCUUAUUACUAAGUAAUUUAUUUUUUAAAUAUCUAUCUUAUCCCUCACACUCUCCUCUACCUUCACAUCCUGGUAAAAUUAAAGUGUCUGUCUUAUCCUGUAUACUCUACCUUUAUAUCCUGGUAAAACUAAAUAUCUGUGAUCCAUCUGUAAUAGGCUUUUUAAACAAAUUGACAGCAACCUAGAUUUUUUUUUUUUUUUUUCGAGACAGCUAUUUUCUGUGUAGCCUUGGCUGACUUGGAACUUGCUCUGUAGACCAGGCUGGCCUCAAACUCACAGAGAUACUCCUGCCUCUGCCUUCUGAGUGCUGGGGAUAAAGGUGUGAACUACCAACACCCCCCACACCUGACUGACCUCAACCUAGAAUUUUUAAACCACAAAGUAGGUUUUCAAAAUGUAAACUUCACUGGGUGUGGUGUCACACAUUUUGAUCCCAGAGCUUGGGAGACAGGCAGGUGAAUCUUGAGUUCUAGGCCAGCCUGGUCUGCAUAUGGAGUUUUAGAAAACCAGGGCUUCCAAGUAAGACCCUGUCUCAAAUAAAAAACCAAAAACAAAACA
Cricetulus griseus (Chinese hamster) is the source of this 1478-nucleotide messenger RNA. The record is from RefSeq and is a predicted model, not a curated record. NCBI's taxonomy places the organism in Eukaryota, Metazoa, Chordata, Mammalia, Rodentia, Cricetidae.